Messenger RNA from Calliphora vicina (urban bluebottle blowfly), 5982 nucleotides. It is a transcript of the gene Usp47, whose product is annotated as ubiquitin specific protease 47. Gene Ontology annotation, biological process: protein deubiquitination. Gene Ontology annotation, molecular function: cysteine-type deubiquitinase activity. Gene Ontology annotation, cellular component: nucleus; cytosol. NCBI's taxonomy places the organism in Eukaryota, Metazoa, Arthropoda, Insecta, Diptera, Calliphoridae. The transcript has 9 exons. The coding region runs from base 290 to 4828 and encodes 1512 amino acids. The record is from RefSeq and is a predicted model, not a curated record.
UUUUCAUUUCGGUAGAUUGUUGGUUUUUUCACACAACUUUAUUUUUACAAAAAUAAUCCAAACAAUUUAAACAAUGUUUUAGCAAAUCCUGCUGAUUCGAUUAAUACAUGUUGUAUACAAUCUGACAAACGCGUGUGCCUGUAUUAUUAUACAAAUAGGAAUCCUGAGGAAAUAAUUGUGUACAAUUCGAGCAAAAAUUGCAAUAGCCCUAAAAACCGACAGCAGUCCUGCACCUGAAAACAAACACAUAAUCAAAAAAUCACAAAUAAACUAAACCAAACAACUCAAUAUGGAAAAUUCGGAAUAUAACGAUAUGGUCCAGUUUAGUGGCCAUGAUAAAACGACACAAUGUGUCGUAUAUGACCAAACACCAGAUUCGGAGCAAAAGAAAAUUAAUAUUGUAGUUCGUCCCGCAUACACAGUGGGCAAAGUGAUUGGUGACAUUAAAACACAAUAUCACUAUGAUAAAUUUGAACUGCUAAUGCAGCCAAUAUCUGGUGGAGAUUUGGUGUAUUUAAAUGAACAUCAAAACGAGUUGAUCUACAAAGUUGGCGGCUUCGAGCCACAGACUAAAAAUGUUUUAGUAAUUCUACCUUCGGGCAAAUGGGAUGGUAAUACCAAGAAACGCUAUGAAUUCCCAUCAAAAUCAUCGCUAAAGCUCAUAACGAAUGGUAGUAGUAGUAGUAGCACUAUAAUAACCGCCUCCGCCGCCCCAGCUACUGCACUAACAACAACAGCACCUCUGCCGCCACCACUACCACCAAGCAAUUUUCUAAAUAAUAAUUACAAUAAGAAAACUACAACCAUUACAACAACAACAGCGGUGACAAUGGAUAAUAAUUACAUUGCCUCUUGCCUUAAAGUCCUGAAUAUCGAACCCUUAACAACAAAUAGCCAGCAUCAUCCAAGCCAAAUUCUAACAAACAGCAAUAGUUAUCACGGGCCCAUGAACGAUGAAGCACUGGCAAGUACAAACACUUUAUCGUCUCCAUCGUCGAUGACUACAGUUACGAAUGAAACCAAUACGGAUUCUUUAAAUCUAAGUCCAAUGUCAGAACCAGAUCCUUUGUCGGACGACGAUUUAGCACUGGGUGCCUCUGCCAGUCCCACGGAAACGGAGCCAAUGCAGUGUGGGGGUCCUUUAUCACUGACUCAUGACUCCUCAUCUACAUCAGGUUUGCAUUUUGCCCAAGAUACGAACUCAAGGUACCGUGACAAAUCUGACAGCCUAGUAGAUGCCACAAAGAAGUACCCAUUGUCACCAUUGCCAGCACCUGCAGCAGCCAUAAUGGCUCCACCAACCAACAAUGGUUAUGUCGGCCUCGUUAACCAAGCCAUGACUUGCUAUUUGAACAGUCUUUUACAAGCUCUUUACAUGACACCGGAGUUUCGCAAUGCAUUAUACCGCUGGGAGUUCGAUAACGACAACGAAUCCAAAAAUAUCCCCUACCAAUUACAAAAGUUGUUCCUGAACUUACAAACGUCGAAAAAAUCCGCAGUAGAGACAACCGAUUUGACUCGCAGUUUCGGUUGGAAUUCAUCGGAAGCCUGGCAGCAACAUGAUAUCCAGGAAUUAUGUCGUGUUAUGUUCGACGCCUUGGAACACAAAUUCAAAAACACAAAACAGGCUAACCUCAUUUCCAAUCUGUACGAAGGCAAAAUGAUUGAUUAUGUCAAGUGUUUGGAGUGUAAUACGGAAAAGACUCGCGCAGAUACCUUUUUAGAUAUACCGCUGCCCGUGCGUCCUUUCGGCAGUCAAGCUGCCUAUGGCAGCAUUGAAGAAGCUAUCAGAGCUUUUGUUCAGCCAGAGACAUUGGAUGGUAAUAAUCAAUACUUUUGCGAAAAAUGUAACAAGAAAUGUGAUGCCCACAAAGGUCUGAAGUUCAAGAACUUUCCUUAUGUUUUGACGCUGCAUCUCAAGAGAUUCGACUUUGACUACUCAACUAUGCAUCGCAUUAAACUGAAUGACAAAGUGACUUUCCCACAAACGCUCAAUUUAAACUCAUUUGUUAACUCCAAAGAAUCGGAGUCAACUCCCAACAGCAAUGGAGCGGCACCUACAGACGACUGCAGUACAACGGACAGUGGUUCUGCAAUGGAGGAAGACAAUUGGAGUAGUGGUGUGGGCACUACAGCCAGCUCAACUACACAAAACGACACAGAUGUUAACGAUGAAGAGCAGGACGAGGGCAUCGACAUGAGCUCCAGUACAGAUCAUCGUAAUCGGGUAAACAGUGAACAGAACUUGAAACAGGAUUUGGGACCAUUUACCUACGAGCUAUUUGCCAUUAUGAUUCACUCAGGCAGCGCAUCAGGUGGUCAUUAUUAUGCAUACAUCAAGGAAUUCGAUAACAACGAAUGGUAUUGCUUCAACGAUCAAUCUGUAUCGCCCAUAACACAAGAAGACAUUCAAAAGUCAUUUGGUGGCGGUUCGAGUAAAUCCUACUACUCCAGCGUCUACAGUUCGAGUACAAACGCUUACAUGUUAAUGUAUAGACAAAUUGAUGCAAAGAAGAAUGAAAAGUGUGUUAAAUCCGCGGAAUUUCCCGAACACAUCACAAAACUGACGGAGAAACUGAAGGAAGAGGAGGAAACACGUGUCAGCCGAGGAAGCGUUCGCCAUCGUCCAAUUACGGAUCUCACCUUGCCGGAGCAAAUCAAACCUCGAGUUUAUUUCUAUAAUCCCAAGAUGAAAAAAUUGAUAAUGACGCGAGUUUAUGUUUCGCAAAAGUUCGACAUAAAUGUUGUCCUGGAGUCAGCCUUCCAAAUGUUGUCCGUGGAGCAGUUUGCUCCUUUGUCGCACUGCCGUCUCGUGGCCUAUGAUCCGCCAGCCGAGCGAAUUCUUCGUUCGUUUGAGAACAUAAAAAACCCCACGUUAGAAGAGAUACAAGGCGAUAACGAGGAAACUAUUGGAUUUUUGUUGGAAUACAAAGCAGAUGGACAAGAAUUUGAGAUUUAUGAACCAGGAGGCUCGACUUGGUAUGUAUACAUGGUUAAUUUGACAACAAUGGAGAUGGACGGACCAUUCUUCGUGUAUUCAAAAACCUUUGAAAAUAACGACACUCUACGGCACUCUAUUGCUGUGCGCUUACAUGUGAAGGAGGAUCAGCUGUUGGUUGCAACUUUUCAGCGUAACGGAAAUGCAUUUGUGGCCUACGAUCCCAUGCCCACUAAAGAAGCCCAACUACAAUUACAAGAAAUGGCCAGAUCACGCUUCAAAGACCUCACCUACUUGUACUUAUUUGUCCCCAACACAGAUCCCACUAACUUGGAAAUCAUUGGAAUACCGGCUAACGAAAUGCACGAACAGUUGUCCCCCGCCGGUGCAGCUAUACAGGAAUCUACAGUUGGCAGUAGUACGGCAGCACAGACGCCUACCGCAAACAACAACAACAACACAAACUGUUCAGGUUUAACAAAUGGGUUCAGUGAAUCUGCAGUAGCUGCUUCAAAUGUCGGCCACGAGUCAAACUCUGAAGACAGUAGUCUAAGUGACGGUGAUCGGACAUUGGUGGAAAAUAUACAACACCGUGGUGAUGGCGAUAGCCAAAUCUCUAGUACUAGUCAUUCUCCCCAGCUGUCAAGUCCUGAGGAGGAGAACCGCCAGGACUCCAUUAAUCGCAUCAACGCCUUUUAUAACGGCUAUUCACAUGGAGAGCCCGACUUAUCACCCAUCGUCCCACAAGUACCACAAUUCUUCCAUGCCAUUAAACUAGAAGGCGUGGACACGACAAUAGCCAACUCUAGCAGACAUCACUACAUGGAUCCAGAUAGUUCGGAGGAAGCGGCGCGAAAACCCGUAGUUAGCUACAAAAUUCUAGUAGACUCACACAUGAAGCUGAGUACGUUUAAGAACCAUGUUCAGCGUCUAAUUCAAGUGCCUGAUAACUUCUUCCAAUUAAACCGCAAACAUGACAAGAGCCUCAAAAACAUGAUGUCAGAGACGCUUGUCUACUUCAGCGAAGGAGAAACAUUGUUCGUGGAACUAGGCAAGGAACUACAGCCGGAGGAACACAAGGCCAAAAUAUUCUUUAUGCGUUUGUCCGAGCUGAACAACGAGUCCGGAAGAUUGCCGUGCGUGUGUGAAUGGAUAUAUACGGAUUCCAUGAAUGUGUCUGCAGCUAAAGCAAAUUUAGUUGCCAAACUGCAACGUAUUGAUCUCGCCAAAUACAAGAGCUUAACUGUUCAAAAUUGCCGUCUGUGGCUUAAGGGCGGUCGCAGUCCCAUCAAAAUAUUCACAGAUGACGAAACGCUUGGUUGUGAUAUUCGUUCAACAGCGUCAAUGGAGUUUAUUGUACAAGAGUGUGAAGAUGACGCCAUUGCAAACACAGACGACAACAGUUUAACAAUAUUUGUACGACGUUGGCAUCCGGAUACGUUACAAUUGGACAAGUUUCAGGAAGUCACAUUACAUAAAAACAGUGAAAUGCGUCAAACUAUAUCCAAAUUAUCGGGUAUACCUGAGGAUAAUGUAGCCUACACAAAGGUCAAUGGAUACUUUCCCUACACUAAUGUCUCUUUGCUGACAAUAAAUAGUGCAAUGACUUGGUUUUCCGUGCCAUCCACAUUGGACAAGUAUCCCCUCAGUAGUGCGGUCAGUGGCAAUAUGUUCUUUUACAAGGAUGACAAGGCCGAGAUGAAAGAACUGACAACCGAGGAAAGACGAGAAAUGAGCACCAAAGAGAAAAUACGCUUAGAUCGUUUGGGUUGCAUGUCCUCAUCACGGUUUUCACCGCGUCGCGAGCGUGCCCUUAAGAUUUAUUUAGAUAGCCCUGCCACAACAGCGUCUCCGCCAGUGGAUGCCAACAGUUCCAUGGCUGAUGAUUAACAAAUAAUUGAACAACAUGUCAUCCAGCAACAAAUCAAAUAAGACGCUGAAAUUUAACAAGCAGUUACGAAGAGAAACAAACAAAAUCAAAGUGUUACUUUACUACCACAUACAAUACGUUACGUUAUUACGUUAUUACUUUAUAUAAAAAAUAAGUCUUUUUAUUUUUGUUUUCUCCUCCCCCUCUUUUCUUUUCAAGAGAGCAAUGGAAUUUUCUUUAUCUCAAUCUAACAACUAAUAUUAAAUUAUCGAAUUGAUAGAAGAAAGAAAAACAAGUUCAACUUUAACUAAAUAACACAAAUGUCAUAUUUUGCAAAGGCUUGUCCCAAAAAAGAAAAUAUAUAUCAGAGACCGAAUAUAACGGGUUCACUUUCAUUUCAAUGGUAAAUUCUCAUUCGCAGCCAUUUAAAAAUAAUUUUUUGUGAUAUAUCACUGAGAGAGUGAUUUAUUCGAGAACAUUUUAGGUUUGGGGUUGAGAGAAACAGAAAAGAAACAAACACAAAUAAUCUGGAUGAGUGAUUUAUAAUUUAUUUUUUUCGUAAAGGUCAUGCGAACAUGAAAAAUAAAUCGCAAAAUUCAUUUGAUGCAAAUCAACGCUUAAAUAUAUAAAAUUUAUCAAAAGAUUAAUAACAAAUUAAAAAAAUCUCAUUUCUGUUGCUCAUUACUUCAUAUUUAUCAUAUCAUAAUUUCCAUAAUUUGUUAAAAAUUACCAAAAAAAAUUAUGUAAAUAAAAGAGAAAGUAACAGUUAUUAAGAACAAGAACAAAUGAAUUGUUUAUCUCACACCAAACCAUUAAAAAACAACAAAAACGAAUAAAGGUCAUACCAAACCCUUUAAAUAAACAUCAUUUUAUAACUGUUAUUUUCAGUGAUUUAUUUUUAUCACAAAAAUAUAAAUCACAAUUUGGUAUAUGGACGAGUUAUUUUCGAUCUCUGAUAUAUAUACAUAUAUAGGACGGUGAACGCGAAAAAUAAAAUUUCUCCUCUUCUUGGUGCGAACCUAAACUUUUUCACACACAAAAACUCCCACACUCAUACUAAUACACGCUAAUAACACACAUCUACACAGACACUUAGUUUUCUAUACCUUAAAUGAGACUGCUUCUUAAAAAAUAAGUAAAACUAAACUGUAAUAAAACGAAAAAACAAAAAAAA